AAAAAUGCGGAGACCCAACCUAACCUCUCGCGACGUAUCUCGUAAUAUGUGAUCCGUUGUUAUUCGAGGUGCACGCGACAUUCGACGUUGAUUCCGACGUGUCUCGCGAAUAAUUGAAUAUAACUUUAGGGAGAGAUUAAACCGCCGCGUGGAAUUGAUCGGCAACAGCGGGAGCUGUAAAAAUUACAGGCGCAACACGAUCCUCGACCGGUCUGUGAUUGUUGAUCGAACGAUUAAUCGCGGGAGUUCGUUUUUUCCACAAUGCCCAUAAAAUUGAUCGGUCGCGCGACGAAUUGCAAGGGAAAGCCCUUGUGGGAAAUUCUAGCCAACUUGAGAAACUUCGGUGUAGGGAGGAUUGUGUUAAGGAGCAUCCUGCAAAGGUAUCCUGAGCCCUGUUACAUGAAGAUACUGAAAGUUGCCGCUAUGCCACCGACCAACGAACCUUAUACCGACCGCAAAGUUAUAGUACUGGCCGAUGUAGUUUUUCGUGGCAUGAAAGAAUCGACACCAAUGCAGCUGGAUAAUACAACUUACAAGGCGGAUUUCGUGUUGGUGCCGAAAGAUCAGGAACACUUGUACACCGGGGUGACUGUGCCGCCGGCCGAGAAGAGAGUCCUGCCUAGGACGAUGGAAUUUCCGCCGCUGUAUUUACAAAUGCUGAUGCGUGACAUUAAGGCGAAAGGCAUUGCCGAACCUGCGAAACAGCCUCAGCUAAAUAUUGUGUAUAACACGUCAUGUAUGAGCGUCAAAAAUUAUAGAAUAGCCGAAGAGGACGAGACUGCAGCGAGUAUAACAUAUGGUUUAAAUAAGUCUAGCGUCUUUUAUCCGAAGACAGAAGCGAGCGAACCUUCGUGAAAUUAUAUUUCAAGUGUAUAAUUGUUAACAGCAGAGACUAAUUGUCUUGUAAAUUAUGAGUGGCAGGCUAAGGAAAUAAACGGAGUAACAAUCAGA
Molecule: messenger RNA, 951 nt
Organism: Dinoponera quadriceps
Lineage: Eukaryota; Metazoa; Arthropoda; Insecta; Hymenoptera; Formicidae
Gene: mRpS34
Exons: 2
Coding region: 262-855 (197 amino acids)
Biological process (GO): mitochondrial translation
Cellular component (GO): mitochondrion; mitochondrial small ribosomal subunit
Molecular function (GO): structural constituent of ribosome
Source: RefSeq, a predicted model, not a curated record